GUCAGUUGUUAUAGUGAAAAGACCUCCUUAACAGGAAGCUAAGAUUUUCCUAAAAUCUCUUACGGAAAUUGGCAUUGAAAGUUCUCAGCCAGUCUUACAUUGUGUAAGCACAGCAUGGCGACGGCGGCGACCAUGGAGCCCGGCAUGAGCCUGCUGGUGACGGCGGAGGCCCUCGUCAUGAGCCUGGCCUUCAUGAACGGCUUCGUGGCCAACGUGAUGGCCAUCGUGGCCGCGGCCUUCUCGCCGCACCUCCGCCACACCAGGGUCUACAUCAUCAACCGCGCCGUCGCCGAUAUCCUCUUCCUCUUGCCGGUUCCCCUGGACGUGGCGUCGCACCUGCAGGACUCGUGGGUGUUCAGCCCCGUCCUGUGCAAGCUGCGCUGCGCCCUGGCCUUCCCCGGCCUGCUGGCCAGCUCCUCCUUGCUGGUGGGCCUGGCCCUGGAGGUCUACGUGUCCCUCGCGCGCCCCCGCGCCUCCAGGAAGUUCCACUCGGCGCUGGCCAAGGUGGUGUGCGCCCUCGCGUGGGCGGCCUUCCUCGUGCUCAUGCUGCCGAUCCUCAUCCAGUCGGAGGUCCUGAAGGAGGUGUCCCGCGAGCGCUUCCACUGCGUGUCGCUGCCCCUGUCCCUGGCCACGCCCGCGGGCCACGUCCUCCGCUUCCUCGCCGUCGUGGUGGCCUUCCUGGUGCCCCUGCUGGCGUGCUGGCUCCUCGUGCGCCUCACGGCUUCCUCCAAGAGGCAGCACGUGGUGGGCGUGGCGGAGAGCCCGACCAAGGGGCAGCCCGUUGGCCUGUGGCACCCGCGCAAGUUCCAGCUAUACCUCGUGGGCGUGUUCACGGCGUGCCACCUGCCCUACUGGCUGCCGCAGCUGCUGAAGGAGAGCCUGCGGGAGGGUGUCGUCAGCGAGACAGCCAUGUCCCUCUUCCCGGCCACCAUGUGCCUGCCCUCCGUCUGCGCCGCCGUCAACCCGGUCAUCUGCCUCCUGUUUAACAAGGCCCUGAAGAAGAGGAUGCUGAGCGAGAGGGCGGAGGCGGUGGCGCAGGAACAGCCGGCCAUCCCGCUGCAGCCGCUCUGACCGCCUUGCCCCUCCCUCCCUCUCUCCCUUCCUCCCUCUCUCCCUCUCUCCCUCCUAUUCUACUUUGCCCUUCACCCCCCUCUCCUUAUCUCCUCCAGUUCCUCCUGUUGGCUUUUUGCUAGCAUCUUCUUUCCUCUUCUCUCUUCCAUCCUCCACCUUGGUCCUAACCUCUUUCUCUCGUUCCCUCUCUCUUAUUUCUUCCUUCGCCUUCUCCUCUUGCCUAUCGCCUCUCUCUCCUUCCCCUUCUCCUUCCUCUUUCGCCUCCUCCUUGUCGAAUCUCUCUCCUUCCCUCCCUCCUUCCUCCUUCGCAUCUUCCUCUUGGCCUUUGCCUCUCCUUCCUUCCCCCUCUCCUCCUUCCCCUUUUCUCCUUUGCCUCUGCCUUCGCCUCUCUUUCCUUCCUUCUCUCCUCCUUCCUAUUUCUCUCCCCUCUCUGCCUUGCCUUUGGGAUAAUUCACAAUCACAUAUUUUCUUGUUCUACUCAUAAGAAAAAAAAAACAAAUUUAUGGAUAACAUGUGUUACUUUUAUCUCUUUAGUAAUGUUUACCAUUUUGUCUAAUUAUAUUCCUAAGAGUAAAACCAUCUGAAUGUAAUGAAGGUU
Penaeus indicus is the source of this 1669-nucleotide messenger RNA. Its product is annotated as urotensin-2 receptor-like. The record is from RefSeq and is a predicted model, not a curated record. Bases 115 to 1071 code for a protein of 318 amino acids. Gene Ontology annotation, cellular component: plasma membrane; neuron projection. The transcript has 2 exons. Gene Ontology annotation, molecular function: G protein-coupled receptor activity; peptide binding. NCBI's taxonomy places the organism in Eukaryota, Metazoa, Arthropoda, Malacostraca, Decapoda, Penaeidae. Gene Ontology annotation, biological process: G protein-coupled receptor signaling pathway.